Saprolegnia diclina VS20 is the source of this 4019-nucleotide messenger RNA. RefSeq lists its product as hypothetical. The transcript has 10 exons. NCBI's taxonomy places the organism in Eukaryota, Oomycota, Saprolegniomycetes, Saprolegniales, Saprolegniaceae. Bases 12 to 3713 code for a protein of 1233 amino acids. The record is from RefSeq and is a predicted model, not a curated record. Gene Ontology annotation, molecular function: protein binding.
AUGCGCUGAGCAUGGCGACGCCACGUACGACAGCGACGACGACGGUCGAGAGCGCUGAAGCCAAAGGGGUCGCGGCGCUGUGCGCUGACGCACGCGCGCUGGCUGUCAAGGGCGUCCUCAAGGCCAAGGCCGGCGACAAUCUCAGCGCCAUCGCGCUCUUCGAAGCCAGCAUUGAUAUGGAUCCCGACAGCUGGAUCUUGUGGAAGCACUUGGCCAUGGCGCAGUUUGAUCUCUGGCGCUACACGGCGACACUGCCACCGACAAAUGACGGCGUCGCCUUUCUCGAGCGACACAAGACGUCGUCACGCGAUGCCGCCAACGCCUUCUUGCAGCGGGCCUACGACACGUUUAUCGUUGCGAUGGAGUACGCAGAGAACAAGACACACCCGGCGCUGCUUCUUCGGCUUGGGUUCUUGUACGUGGAGCUGCACGCGUACGAAGGGGCGCUCACCGUGUGCACGCUUCUCCUCGAGACGUGCCGGGACUACAAGCACAAGCCCGACGCCAUCUUCCUUACGGCGGCUGUCGCGUCCAUGCUGCAGCACCCGCUUCAGAGCAGCGAAUAUUUUUCCCACCUCCUCGAAGCACCGCCGUAUGCGCUUGCGUCGUACCAGCUGCACCUGAUAGCAGGUAUGCAAUGCGACAAGGACGCUGGCAACACCGAAUCCCACGAGCGUGCACGUAUCUUGUACGAAGCUGGCUACCAGCGUCUCUUGAGCGACUUCAGCGACGCCCGAGACGCGUCGCUGCCCGCGUCCGUCGCCACCGCCCUAACGCUCUACCAAACGUCGCGCAAAACCGAAUCGGAGCGUCUCCAGCUCUGGAUCGCCGAUCCGGCGCUGUGGGAGGAGCUCGCUUGUGCUGUGUUUGCGGCCAACCAUGCGACGGUGGCCGCGAGCGCGCUCGAGUACGCGAUCGCACGGGGCGGCGGCAACAGCGCGUCGCUCUUGCUCGUGCUGGGCCGUGUCCACCUUCGACUCGGAAACAGUGCAGUCGCCCAAACCGCGCUCGAGCGAGCUCUGUACAUGGAGUACUACUCGUCGCCCGCAACUCGGUACUACCUCGGCCUUCUGUGCCCGCCGUGGGCCGAAUACUUUGCUGCCGAGACGCGCGGCGCGACGCAACUACAGCGGCUCUCCCGCGGCCACUGCGGACGCCGAUAUGCCCGCGCCUGCCGGCAUGCGCGCAGCCAGCGCUGGCAGCGGAAAUGGUGCGUGCUCACGCUCUUCCAUAGCAAGUGCCGCGCCGCCGCGCUCGCCGUCGCCGAACGCAAGGCGCGCGAACUCGCACGCGAGGCCGCCGCACGAGACACCAUGUACGCGAACGACGUCUACCUCCUCUUGCAGCGGUUGAAUGCCGCGGCCCGGCGCAUCCAGAGCCUGUACCACAUCCAAGAGGCCAAGAAGCUCAAAGCCCAACGGCGCGACUGGGCCGCCAAGCACCGGCAACUGCUCGAGCGCGUGCUGCGCCAUGGCAACGAGCGCUGGGUGCAAGCGUGUUUUGCAUCUUGCGCUGCGUAUGUGCAGCUCACACGAAUCGAAAAGGAGGCGGCCGCCCUCAUGCUCCAGAGCAACGUGCGUCUCUGGCUCGCGCGUCGCCGGUUUCUUGCGGCCAAGGCCAAGGAAGCCAGCCACCGACGCCUCGUAGCGCUCUUUCUUGGGCAGCGCAGUGCACAGCGACGGCGCAAUACGUUUCUCGCGUGGUACUCGAUGCACACGCACGUGCGCGCACUGAAGCGAGCAAGUGCAAGUCGACUCCAGAGCUGGUGGCGCGGACGCCGUGCGCUCUGGGAGUUCCGACUUGCCAUGGCCCACCGACGCCGCGUGCUCAACCACGUCGAGGCGCUGGUUCUCGGGCGCCACGCCCACUGGCGCCUGCAGUGCUUUCGGCACUGGGCAACGUAUCUCGCCACGCGCAUGGUUCUCAAGCACCGGUGCGCCACGCGGAUCCAGCGACGCGUGCGCGGUCUUCUUGGUCGCAAGCGCGCGCGCAGACUCCGUGGUCGGCACGUCUACUGCGAGCGCAUGGUGAUGCACAUGCAGCGCACAACGGCGUCGCGUCUCAUUGAGCGCGUACUUCACAUGUGGCUGCUCUACCUCGAGCUGCGGGCGCGGGAGAAAGAUCUGGCCGCGACUUUGAUUCAACGCUGCGUGCGCGGCCACUUGACGCGGCGCCAGUACCGGUUCGAGCGCGAGUACCACCAAAUCUACUACCCGAACGUGCUCUCAACGCUACCUUUGGUCAUGGUACCGCUGCGGCUUGUCUUUUUGGCGUGGAAGACUGCCCGCCGGUACCGGAGCGAAACCCAAUCGCGCGCAGCCCACUGCAUUCAGCGCGCGUACCGCCAUAGCUUGCACCAACGGCGCGGUCGGCAGCUGCGCCACCGCCUCCAACGACAGCACGCGAUUCUUCUCUCGCUCCAGCGAACGUUCUACGGCAUUGCCAAGCAGUUUUUCGACGUCUUGCGAACGCUGCGCCAAGCGACAAGCGGCAAGCGCCAUGCAGCGGCAGUGGUGCUGCAGCGGUCGCUCCGCGGCUGGCUCGCGCGGCGCGUCGUCAAGCGCUUGGCUGCGCAGCACGUGGCGUCGCGAUCACUCAUGGCACGCGUCGUCAACCACCGGUCGCGACAGUGGAAGGAGCGCGUUUUGACCGACUGGAAGGCGCUUUUGCGAGCGAGUCGGGAGAAGAAGUGCGACGCCGUCGUCCGCAUUCAGCGACGGUACAGAGCGCUGGUCGCCAUGCGCCGCGCCCGCACCGUGAUGGACAAGAAGGCGCGACAGCUGCGGCUCCUCGAGCAGGCGACCGCGAAACCCAUUGCGCGCUGCUUUCAGCAGUGGGCGUCGAUUCUCAUCUCGAACGCCGUCGACGCGCUCCAGUCGCUCGCCGCGUCACCGCUCCAGCGCAUGAAGGAGCUCGAGCGCGCGCAAACGUCAACCACGCUGCCAUCGCAGCGCGAGACGAACGCGGUCCCGACCAUGCUCUUCUUUCACGUGCUGACGCGCGUGCGCAACACAGGGCUCUGCCACCUCCCGCCAGCACACGGCUUUGACGUCACGCAGCUUCGCCAGCUCUUCAGCCUCGCAACGUCCGUCAUCUCGGACGGCGGUCCUGCCCUGCAGCUGUCGACGGGGCAAGCAAUCGUCGACGCGCUGUACCUCUCGAGCGCCAGUCCCGUGACCAAGCUCAUUCUGUACAACCAUACGCUGCUCGACCUUGUCAAGCUCAGUCGGUGCCUCUCGUUCCCAACGCACCACAUACAGUCGCUCGUGCUUGGCGGCACCAAGCUCUCGACGCGCCACGUGACCGCGCUGGCGCUGGCCUUGCUGCCAGGCCAGAGCCAGCUCGAGCAGCUCGUGCUCGAAUCGUGCAGCCUCGGCAACGGCAGCGGCGCGGUCCUCGCACGAGCGCUCUGCGCCAACAAGACGCUGUGGAAGCUCGACCUCAGUCGCAACCACCUCUCGGACCCCGUGUGCCGGGAAUUCGCCACGCUCCUACUCGAGAAUGGCCGCCUCCAGGUGCUGAGCUUGAACGCCAACGAUAUCUCGGACGUUGGUGUGCUUGGCGCGUUCGUUCCUGCGCUGCGCAACCUCCCAUCGGCGUCGCUGCUCGAGUCCAUGCAGCUCCAGAGCAACCGACGCAUUACCAAGCGCGGUGCGGCCGAGGUCCUGCGCGCGGCUACGCUCGGCUCGCGCCGCCUCUGCGUCGAUACUUGAGGCCACGCGAAAUGGGUGUUAAGUUAUGACUGAUUCAGACAGUAGAAGCGACAGUGCGUCUUCUCUACGUGCGUUUGGUCAAGGCGGCCGAGAUCUUGAGGUGCGCGGUGAAGCCCGGGAGCACGGCGCCGUCGAGGUCGCGCACCGCGCGGUCGACAUCUGCCGCGUUCUUGAGCGCGACAAAGCCAAAGCCGCGCUGCGUGAUGCGGAUGUAGUCGUACGUAAAGUCGGCAAAGAGCCGCGCGAGGUCCGACCGGUUGGCUUCGCUCGGGAGGUUGCCCACGUACACGUCAAACUGGUUGUUGU